GUCAGUUGAGUGUUUAUCGCGAGACCUUGGCUCUUCCUUUUCCCUUUUCGCUCCGAGUCCAAGAUGGGAGUCGACAUCAGACACAACAAGGACCGUAAGGUGCACAGGAAGGAGCCUAAGAGUGAGGAUAUCUACUUGAGGCUCCUUGUCAAGCUCUACAGGUUCUUAUCCCGUCGUUGCAAUGCAACCUUCAACAGGGUUGUCCUCCGGAGGCUCUUCAUGAGCAGGUCCAAUAGACCUCCCCUCUCCCUGUCCCGCCUGAUCCGCAAGAUGCGGCUGGCUGGCCGUGAGAACAAGAUUGCUGUGGUUGUGGGAACUGUCACUGAUGAUGUCAGGAUCCAGGAUGUCCCCAAGCUCAAGAUCUGUGCUCUGAGAGUGACAGACGGUGCCCGCAGCAGAAUCCUGAAGGCGGGUGGUCAACUGAUGACCUUUGACCAGCUGGCAUUGGCUUCUCCUAAAGGACUGGGCACUGUUUUGCUGUCAGGUCCCCGCAAAGGCAGGGAGGUGUACAGGCACUUUGGAAAAGCUCCUGGAACUCCUCACAGCCACACCAAGCCCUAUGUUCGCUCCAAGGGCAGAAAGUUCGAGAGGGCUCGUGGUCGCAGAGCCAGCCGUGGCUACAAGAAUUAGUUGUCAUGUGUUUUCCAUGCAAUCUGAUACAAAUAAAGAGAUUGGCUGUCCA
Molecule: messenger RNA, 682 nt
Organism: Synchiropus splendidus (mandarinfish)
Lineage: Eukaryota; Metazoa; Chordata; Actinopteri; Syngnathiformes; Callionymidae
Gene: rpl18
Product: ribosomal protein L18
Exons: 7
Coding region: 64-630 (188 amino acids)
Biological process (GO): translation
Cellular component (GO): ribosome; cytosolic large ribosomal subunit
Molecular function (GO): RNA binding; structural constituent of ribosome
Source: RefSeq, a predicted model, not a curated record